GUUUUCAACCAAUGAAAUUCGCUCUGACUGGUUUGUGAUUUCUGCAGAAACAGACUUAUUAUCAACAGGCACGUAUUGUUGACAUCCCACAAAUGUAAAAGAUCGAUACACAACCAGCAUCGGCAUCCGUUUAGAUCUCCUUAGGAACACCUUAUCCCAGAGAGAGUAGCUAACCGUCCUCAGGGAUACCUUACCCCAGGGACGACGAUUCACAGUGUCGCAAUAAUUGAGUGAAGCAAGCGAUUGCCCCCUAUAAAGGCCGGACCGACGCAAAGACCAUGUGGCGUGUCUACUUAGUAGCCAUCUGGUGGGACAUUUGUAGAGAACCGUCUUUGAUAGAAGCUUUAUCCAUGGUGUGUGUUUCCCUAUCCCCUGACGAACAGUUACUAUAGGUAGAAGCCCUCUAUGUGACAAUAUCUAGAUCCAGAUCUACGAAGAUUAGUACUUAUGCAAUUUAACUUUGAAGCCAUAGAGCAAAUUUCACGGAUCCGCUCUAUUUCUAUUGCUCCACUUUAUUGUUUUAAUCAUAAUAUGUAUUCCAAUUUAAUAACAUAGUGAAGGCACCGCGUUAAAUUAUUUAUUUGGUAUCCAAGCUUAUAUCUAUUAUUAGCUACAAAAUCCCCAUUUAAAUUAUUUAAAUAUUGUAAAAGCAGUUACCUAUAUGAAGUCUAAAACCAUUGCAAUGAAUACAAAAUCCAAACACUAACUAUUUCUGUAAAUAAUAAAUGAAUUUAAGUAAACUCAAGAUAUGAAGUACCUACAAUUAUGAUAGGAAAAUCACUGGCAUCGUCCAUUCUUUAGUUAUAUCCAUAAUAACCUAAGUAUAAUGCGUGUAAACGUUGUGUUGUUUUAGUACUCGAUGCCGUCAGACAUAUCAUUCGGAUUUAUAAAAAUAAUUGAAUCUUAAGUGUCCUUAUUAUCUUAUAUCUCAAACAAAAUUUAAUAGUAGGGUUAGUUAAGUCGGUUCCAGUGUAGUAUUGUCGAACUUGCUUUUUUUUAACGGCCUCUUGUUCCAAUUUGGGAGGCUAUUAUUCGCCAAAAAAUGUCCAAAGAUCAGUUUUUGUCUUGCGGUGUUUGUAGACAAAUUUGUAGUAGUGGGUGUCAAAGUUGCAAUUCUCUGGUGGAUAAACAAUGUAUCAAAAGUCAAAAUCAGAAAAUUCCUUUCUCGAAAAUAAAGAAAAAGAAAAAAAUCUUGAGCACUCUGGAUUGUUUGAUUUCCGUAUUUAUUGUUACUCCACUUGUUGUUGCUUGUUGGAGAGGAACAUCGCAACUUAUGGACGUUUAUGGAGAAUAUUUUCCACCAUUGGAGAGUUUUAUAAUUGGUACUUUGACCUAUAUUGUCAUCGGAAUAUCUCAAGAAAGUUUUCAUGGCCUGAUCAACAGAAAACACAAAAGUUGGACUGGCACUAUUUGUGCCUUUUUUUGUAUGAAAAUGUAUACUAUUGUGCUUAAUGCAGUGACCAAUAUGCAUUGGAGAGGUGGUUGGACAAUAGUCGAAGAGUACUUCGGAAUUCAUGAGUCGGAAACACAAGGAUACGUGGUGAACAAUGGAAGAGGAGCUUUUUGCUUCUUCACUAUUUGCUUCCUUCUCAUGUUUUCCAUGAGAUGUUUGCGAAAUCUGAACUCUCCACCAUUUGAAAUUUGUCUUGAUUAUGGUGACGACAUGUUUUUGUUUCCGAAUAUGUUUAAAGUUAAAGUAUCAGAGAAAAUAUCCUUAUACAUAUUCGACGUGGUUUUCUCAAUAGCAGUAGUUGGCAAUCUUGGAAUGACAGUUUGGCAAGGAAUAUGGCUCCUAAUAGACUUAUAUUUUUUCCCAAGCAAUGAAGUGUUUUCAGCAUGGGGAGGAUUGUUUCUAGGAUACGUGAUAAUCGCGAUAGUCUUUCUUCUACAACCCUUUAUGAAAAAAUGUUGCGACAACCUAAAUGGAAUACCAAGACUUUUGGUAGCCGAUUCGUACAUGAUGUUUUCAGUAUUGGGAGUCAUAUUGGUGUGGAGAGGCAUUUGGAAUCUCCUUAAUAUUUAUUUUAUAACAGAAAAUGAAGAAUUGAGUUAUUGGAUCAGCCUCUGGGUGCCUAUGCUGAUUCUAAUUAUAAUGGGCUGUUCCAACUCUGUAUUAGUUAGAGGCGUUUGUUUGGACUGCGAAGAGCCCGACGGAUCAUGCGUACUCUUCCCGUGUAAUUAUUUGAAAACAAUCUUCGACCAAGAAAAAUCUGAUACUUGGCAUUCAUUAUGGACCGGAGUAGCCACAAACAAGCUAGAGAUAUCGGACAUCAACAAAUCUGCUAAUACUAAAUCCCUAAGCUAUCAUUCAGUACAAAUUAUUGAGAAUAGUGACGACUUGAAGAAUAAUAAUGUUGAGAGAAUCGGAAUUUCUUGACAUUAUGCAAGGAAAUGUGACAAAACAUUUCCUACACAUAUCGAGAUUCUUUUUAUAAAAGUAUGUUCAAAAAUUGGUAUCGAUGCCAAAAUUUCAUUCGAAAUUUGCAUUUUAUGAGUGAUAUUUGAUAUGUCACAUAGGUAUUAUUAAAAUUAUAUUUUUACAAAUAAGUAUUUUUAAAUUUUUAGGGUGUUGCGCGCAGAUGUGAUAUUUUUAUAUUAAAAUAAAUUUUCCGACAUCAUAAAAUUGAAACUUUGUGGUUGUUUUUGAGAUGUAUACAUUUAAAAUCAAAAAUCUUUUUAAUUUAAACACAUAUACUCCGGUCAAUUUAAACAUGCAAGGGUACAAAAAUUCCCAUAGAGCUGAAAACUGGUAUGCAUGUUCGGAACACAGUAUGACGAAAAAUUUAGAAUGAAACACGGCCGAUAACUGCAAAUAAUAGCCUUGGCAUAACAAACAAAAAACAAAAUAAUCCAAAUUUGUUGCAGCCGUAUUUAGCACUACAUCCCCUUUUACAAUUGCAAAAAAUUGUGUCGAGCAGUUUUUCCAGCGCAGAUGAGAAUAAAGUUUGGACUGGUUCCAAUGUAUUGUCGUCUGUCGAUCAAAGUCUUUUGGAUCUAGUUGAUAACCAAGCAACACUUGAACUUGAUAGUAUACCCACAUACUGCACAUGUAUUGUCACAUCGCAGAUUUCUGAUUUUUCAGAUAUUCCAAAAAUUCAUCAGCUCUUUCAAUAGGUACUUGCAUUGAUUAUUGUCUUCGUGCCACGAUCAACAGUAACAGUUUCACCCUCUUCCUUUUGACCUGAUAUGCUUUUUAUUUGAUUAGUUUUUUAGAAGUUGGAUUCAGAUCAAUAAAACAGCGUUGGAGAUGAAAAAUAUAUAUUUGUCGACGUUUCGACCUAAACUAUAGGUCAUCCUCAGAACACAAAAAAUUAUUUCUAUUUAUUUAUACAGGUUUCAUCAUUGCCAAUACUAUUUUUCAUUAUCCAAUUGUUUUAAAUUAAACAGGAUCACAAUGGACCGUGGAAUAGGCCUUGACCUUGAAUGGAAAAAAUUUCAGGUACAGGAUCGAUGGGAACUUUUUAACAUUCGUUUAUAAUGGUGUGCCGAACAUUCAUACCAAUUUUCAGCUCUAUGGGAAUUUUUGUAACUUCACUAAUAUUUUUAGUAGUAUUUUGACCGGAUUAAUAGGCUGAUUAUGACAGCUUAAACAUGGGAUGUCAUGGUUUCACAGAUCAUUCUUUGGGUGGCACCCAAAAUGUUUAGUCAACAAUUCUCCUGGAUGUUUUCCAUUUUCCUAUGCUUUUUUGACUCGAAACAGAUUAUUUGCGGUGGUAUUUCUGCAAAAAAAAAAUAUUAUGGAAUCACAGUUCAUGCUUCGGAAACAAAAAUUAACUUUUCUUUUAGUCAGAAUUUCAAAAUAAAAGUGUUAUCAAACUGUAAGCAAUUUUUUAUUAAUUUUGAAUAGUCGCUUUCUUCAACUUCUAUCAGUUCUAUCCACAAUCUACAAAAAAAAAAUAGUUGUCUUCUCAAAAGCAUUGAUUUUGUUAUGUGUAGGUACUAGGGCUGCGCUAGACCAAGACACUAGUUGGAAGAGUACUUUACUGAGACCGAUAGGUGCCGAGACUCCAGGGCUGGGACUCUGUAACGGAUAAAGAUCGUUAUCCCUAUCGCUAUGGCACGUGUUAUGUUCGUCUAUCUUUUCUAAAUCAAUAGAGAGGGGAUGUCAAUUUAGAUAGAGAAAAUAUCUCUAUUCGUUACAGAGUUCCAGCCCAGGAUCCUUAUUCUCGAAACAGAGAAGCAGCGUUCUCAGGAGAACGAAGGUUCUGUCUUCGUCGCUCAUAUUCAUAUUUCCACAACGCUGACAAAGACAGAACAUUCGUUCUCAUGAGAACGCUGUUCCCCGGCUUCGAGAAUAAGGACCCAGGAGAGUGUUUCUGUCUCAAACCCCAGAAAAUAGUAAUAAUCGAGUCCAUUUCACUAAUUUAUUAUUAAAAGACUACUAACAAGAAGUCGAUGCUUAUAUUAUAUUUUCGAUAAAUUACUCAUGUAGGUAGGUAUUUUUAAAUAUGACAGUUAUAGGUAAGAAUUAAAGGGCGAAGGUGGUGAAGAAAAUACUCUUGAUGAAAAAUGAUUUAUAGGGAAAGUAGACGUCAGUAAAAUAGAAUUUUCCGUUAUAAGGUAUUGUUCACAUCCAGAGUAUAAUUUUUUUUUAAAGUAAACGUAGAAUGGUUACAAAAUUACUGAUGAAUGGGGUUGUUAAGAAACAUGACGUCAUUGAAAUAGAGAAAAUGCCUAUGUUAUCUAUUUCAGUUGAAAAAUUUUCGAGACCGCUGAGACCGAGACUAUACGUGUGUCUAUAAGAUUUGCUUCUCUAUAAAGGGAUUUCGGCUCCUCUUUUACCUACAGCAGGUUGAAUGGGAGAAAUUUCCUGACGACCACAAUUCGACUAAAAUGGGGAAUGAAAUUUCGGUCGACUCGACGUCGGAAUCCGACUUUGACUCCUUUAGCGGACCUAAACACUACGUAAUUUGACGUUGGGAAUGCUAUACCAUUUCCGACUUCGAAAGUCGGGAAGAUCUAAUUAUUUAUACCUAAACUAUACUAAACUGCUGGACAAUUGCUUCCGAGCAAAAGGAAAAUUUUGCCUAAAUUGCAAGCUCGAUAUUUUUGGAACCAAAAUAUCGACCUCUGGUUUCCAUAUACCAAUUUUUUCACAAAAAGUCAAUCUCUCAGCCCGUGAAAACCGGAGGUCGAUAUUUGGUCUGGUUCCAAAAAUAUUGAGCCUGAAAUUUCCUUGCUCGAAGGCAAUUGUCUAGCAGUUUAUUUAAAAAUUGGUCUAAAGAUUUUACCGUAUUUUCUACCAAAGGUAUAUUAUUUUGGAAACAUAACAACAAACACAAGAUAAAUUCAACUAUUUUAUUUCUUUGCAAUAUAAUAUCUAGGUUCUUGCAUUUUUUUAGUGCAUUUCAGAAAUUCGUCUGGUCAAAAUUCAUAAACGCAGGUGACUUUAUUGAUAAAAAUAACUAAAGUAGGACUAAAAACACAACCACCUCCCCAAAAAUCAGUAAAAUUUAAAAACAUAUCAACGGACA
Molecule: messenger RNA, 5474 nt
Organism: Ceutorhynchus assimilis (cabbage seed weevil)
Lineage: Eukaryota; Metazoa; Arthropoda; Insecta; Coleoptera; Curculionidae
Source: the annotation of a GenBank genome assembly